Molecule: messenger RNA, 1995 nt
Organism: Clonostachys rhizophaga
Lineage: Eukaryota; Fungi; Ascomycota; Sordariomycetes; Hypocreales; Bionectriaceae
Source: the annotation of a GenBank genome assembly
AUGACGAGCCUUGUCUCAGUGCAAGAUGUGUCACCCACCACCAUCACCGCCGUUGCUGUCACGACAGCGAUGGCGGCAGUCACAUCGCACUCGCCAGCUCCUCUCACUGUGAUUCUAUACGAUGGGAUCCGGGGUGCCGCUGACUUCUUCCCGUUCGAUGAUCUAGCGCAGCUCAACACGGGGUCUAGCGACGGCUCCGCGUCCAAUGACCUCUUUUCUCUCCGGGACCUUAUAGAGGAUGGUAUCGACGGUAGCCAGGAUAUCAUGCUGUUCAGUGCAGGUUGCGAAUUAGAUGACGGGGUCCGGAACUGCCCAAUCGCAUGUAAUGACACAACCCAUUUCUUUGGGUCGCUCGAGACCUUUUACAACUGUGCUGCGCUCGCUUCUAUUUCGUAUUGGGCAAGAAACACUAGCUUCUACUACAUCAACGACGAGGCAGAGAGCAAUGCAAGCGCGAUCAUGGGUGCGGGAAGCCUCGCUACGUUUGAUGAUCGCUCGGUUCUCGAUUUGUUCAUUGGCUGUGCCCAAGAGUCGUGCGACAGAGACGGACUGUCUGUGCCCUGUGACAGGGCAAUCAGAAGCCUCUCCAAGGACAAGUCGAGCUCCCCAGAGAUAUUUGCUGCCAUGGCAAAUUUCUGCCCAUCUAUUGAAGCUGAGAUAAACCCUGAUAUCUUCGGGCCUGGCGUUCUCAUUUCAUAUCUUCUUCAGGCUUCUUUCUCAAUUGCCCUCUAUCUUGCUGUCAAACUGUUCACCUUUUACAUACAGUUUUCCGAGAAACCGCGCAAGCGGAAGCCCUUCACUCUGACCCGUAUCAAGACAAUGAUCUGGCCUGACAAUUCUGCCAUGUCACGGACCAGCGUGGCUAUUGCUUCUACUCUGGUCGAAUUCCAGGAAGCGCAGUGUUGGUUUGUGUUCGCCGUUCAGAUCGCAUCCAUUCUCCAGAUUGUGGUCAACUCCCAAGAGGGCACGUUCUGGGGCGAGAUCAUCCUCAAUGCUGCUGUUGCUUACCACAUUUCGCUCAACGGCAUGCUGCCGAUGUUUCUCAUCCAAAUAUGUCUUCACAACGAAGGGAUCCGCAACUGGCAUACCUUUCUUGGGUUUUGCGCCGAGUACGUCCUUGCUAUUGUCGCUGCUACACAAAAGGUUCGUUUCCGUGCCGCCUUCGAGCUGUUCAAGAGUCAGAGCAACAUUGAGUCUUGCGGAGGCAACCCGAGCCCACGGUCCUAUUGCGCUGCCAUAGGCACCAUUGAUGGGCUUCAGCUUAGUUUCUUCCCUCAUCCCUUGGUCUACAAGAUGGUCUUCCUUGUCCUUGACUCGAUCGCCAUGAUUGUCCUCAUUCUGGACCAGCUGAUGUGGACCUUGCGGAAGCACCGCCGAACCAAGCAUAUUCAAAUUGGUAGAUAUCGUGCGGGUAGAGGGCCGUCCGGAAAGCUCAAGAAGCCCUGGCAAAAGUUCACACUCUGGUUUUGGCGGACUUUGGAGGUUGUGUAUCUCAUUAUCAACGUCUUGUACAUGAUCUCUCUCACGAGGGUGAUUAACGAUGAGAGCUUCGUGGCGACCCGCUGGUCAUAUGGGCAGAUCAUUGCUAUGACUGUCUGGGGCCCUGUUAUUGUAAAACUCUUUGAUCUGAUACUUUCUGGCCCUCAACGCAACGGCAUAAGCCUGAACUCCGGUCCUCCUCGACUGAGGAUAGACAACAUCAUCAACCUGCGAAUCUCCAUGGAUGACAAUUUCACCGAUGAUGAAAGAAGUGAUGGCGAGCAGAGGUCGCAGUACGCCUCGUCUCUUCCACCGUUGCGAGGAGAACCGGAACAGGAGGAGUCGAAGCCGGAACAAAGUACCAAGGAAGAUUCUAUGGCAACACAAAUCCCUCGAGAGCGAGUUAUUCGAUUUGAAGGAGACACGCCGACAACUGGAGAUGAAGAAGAGGGGAUAAAACAACGGAAAAGAGAGGGAAAAAGAGGAGAAACGGGAGAAGGGGAAGGGAAGCAGUAA